This is a messenger RNA of Dufourea novaeangliae, 2683 nucleotides long. It is a transcript of the gene TER94, whose product is annotated as transitional endoplasmic reticulum ATPase TER94. Gene Ontology annotation, molecular function: ATP hydrolysis activity; ATP binding; polyubiquitin modification-dependent protein binding. Gene Ontology annotation, biological process: mitotic spindle disassembly; autophagosome maturation; retrograde protein transport, ER to cytosol. Gene Ontology annotation, cellular component: VCP-NPL4-UFD1 AAA ATPase complex; cytosol; nucleus. The record is from RefSeq and is a predicted model, not a curated record. The coding region runs from base 73 to 2478 and encodes 801 amino acids. The transcript is spliced from 13 exons. Lineage: Eukaryota; Metazoa; Arthropoda; Insecta; Hymenoptera; Halictidae.
CUCGUACGUGGUGCGAUAUUGAGUUGUGAUCAUUGCGUGUACACUUUCUUUUGCUUUAAAGUCAAACAAAUAAUGAGUGAACAAAAAAGCGGUGAGGAUUUGGCAACUGCAAUCCUUCGAAAGAAGGAUAAGCCAAAUAGAUUAUUGGUUGAUGAAGCUAUCGCAGAUGAUAACUCUGUUGUGGCGCUAUCUCAAGCAAAAAUGGACGAGUUGCAGCUUUUUAGAGGUGAUACAGUAUUGUUAAAAGGCAAACGACGUAAAGAAACAGUAUGUAUCGUCCUCACCGACGAUACUUGUCCUGAUGAAAAGAUUCGUAUGAAUCGUGUGAUCAGAAAUAAUUUACGAGUACGUUUGAGUGAUGUCGUUUCUAUACAAGCAUGUCCAGAAGUUAAAUAUGGAAAACGCAUUCAUGUGCUCCCAAUGGAUGACACUAUAGUGGGUCUUGUAGGUAAUUUGUUCGAGGUAUAUUUGAAGCCAUACUUCCUGGAAGCAUAUCGUCCUAUUCAUAAAGAUGAUAAUUUCAUUGUACGCGGUGGAAUGCGUGCCGUAGAAUUUAAAGUUGUAGAAUCAGAUCCGGGACCAUUUUGUAUUGUUGCUCCAGAUACAGUUAUUCAUUGCGAAGGUGAUCCUAUUAAAAGAGAGGAAGAAGAAGAGGCAUUAAAUGCUGUUGGUUACGAUGAUAUUGGUGGAGUUCGUAAACAGUUAGCUCAGAUUAAAGAAAUGGUAGAAUUACCUUUACGACAUCCAUCUUUAUUUAAAGCUAUUGGUGUAAAACCACCGCGUGGUAUUCUUUUAUAUGGUCCACCUGGCACAGGAAAAACUCUUAUUGCUCGGGCAGUAGCAAAUGAAACAGGCGCAUUCUUUUUCCUUAUUAAUGGUCCUGAAAUAAUGAGUAAACUUGCCGGAGAAUCUGAGAGCAAUUUAAGAAAAGCAUUCGAAGAAGCUGAGAAGAAUUCACCAGCUAUAAUUUUCAUCGAUGAACUCGAUGCUAUUGCUCCAAAACGAGAAAAGACACACGGAGAGGUGGAGAGACGUAUAGUGUCUCAACUGCUAACAUUAAUGGAUGGCAUGAAGCAAAGUUCUCAUGUCAUUGUAAUGGCUGCUACCAAUAGACCUAACAGCAUUGACGGAGCAUUGCGUCGCUUCGGACGUUUCGAUAAAGAAAUUGACAUUGGAAUACCCGAUGCUACUGGUCGUUUAGAAAUUUUGAGAAUUCAUACAAAAAAUAUGAAGCUCGCCGAUGACGUUGAAUUAGAGGAGAUCGCACAAGAAACUCACGGCCACGUUGGAGCUGAUUUAGCUUCUUUGUGUUCCGAAGCAGCAUUACAACAAAUUCGUGAGAAAAUGGAUCUGAUUGAUUUAGAAGAUGACCAUAUAGAUGCUGAAGUUUUGUCUUCUCUUGCCGUUACUAUGGAUAAUUUCAAGUAUGCAAUGACCAAGAGCAGCCCGAGUGCUCUGAGAGAAACUAUUGUGGAGGUACCAACUGUUACCUGGGAUGAUGUCGGCGGUUUACAAAAUGUCAAAAUGGAAUUGCAGGAAUUGGUGCAGUAUCCAGUUGAGCACCCUGAAAAGUUCUUGAAGUUCGGCAUGCAACCAUCGCGAGGUGUACUAUUCUAUGGACCUCCUGGUUGUGGUAAAACAUUAUUGGCUAAAGCAAUAGCCAAUGAAUGUCAAGCGAAUUUCAUUUCUGUGAAGGGCCCAGAAUUAUUAACAAUGUGGUUCGGUGAAUCAGAAGCUAAUGUCAGGGAUGUUUUCGAUAAAGCAAGAUCAGCAGCUCCUUGUGUAUUGUUCUUUGAUGAACUUGAUUCUAUUGCAAAAUCUCGUGGUGCCUCAAUAGGAGAUGCUGGAGGAGCAGCAGAUCGUGUGAUUAAUCAAAUCUUAACUGAAAUGGAUGGAAUGGGAGUGAAGAAAAAUGUAUUCAUCAUAGGAGCUACUAAUCGACCCGAUAUUAUAGAUCCUGCCAUUUUACGACCUGGUAGAUUAGAUCAAUUGAUUUAUAUACCAUUGCCAGAUGAAAAAUCUCGCGAAGCAAUAUUCAAAGCUAAUCUCCGAAAAUCUCCAGUAGCUAAGGAUGUAGAUCUAGGCUAUAUAGCUAAAGUAACACAUGGCUUUUCGGGUGCCGAUAUAACAGAAAUUUGCCAACGUGCGUGUAAGCUCGCUAUAAGACAAAGCAUCGAAACUGAAAUUCAAAAAGAAAAGGAACGUAUCCAGAAUCCAUCUCCAUCUAUGGAUAUGGAUGAAGACGAUCCUGUGCCAGAGAUAACCAAAGCUCACUUUGAAGAAGCAAUGAGGUUUGCACGACGUUCAGUGUCUGAUAAUGAUAUUCGAAAAUAUGAAAUGUUUGCACAAACGCUACAGCAGUCGCGUGGAUUUGGAACGAAUUUCAGAUUUCCGCAAAGCGGAGGAAGCGGUACUCAAGAUACAACGCAAGGCGAUCAAACCUUCCAAGAUGACGGUGAUGAUGAUCUUUAUAGCUAAGUCUUCGUGUCUUUGUACCUCAUUACAGUGAGCAUACGACAAAAGGGCCUGUUUCUGUUUUAUAGAGAACACUUUGUGUUUAUAAACAGAAAUUUUGCAGAAAAGUAACUUUAAGAAAUUCAAUAUUUCUAUUAAAAAGAUUGAUCUAUUCAGAAUCAAAUAUUCUAUGUAUGUACAUGCAAUUUUUCUUUUUGUAUAUAAUUAG